AUGGCAGGCUCUAUCCUCUUCUCGGCGGCGCCGUACCACAUAAUAGCAUAUGGCACCCUGCUAGGCACAUCCUUCUGGCAUUCCUUCAUUGUCGGGCCAGUUAUGUUCAAGACCGUUGAGCGGCCUGUAUUCUCGGCUGUCCAGAGCGGACUUUUCCCAACCUACUUUGGUCUGCAGACUGCAAUCCCUGUUGUGCUGGCUUUGACUUUUCCUGGAAAUACCCUUCUGGGCAUUUCAACUGGAGUCUCGGGCCUUCUGGAUGAAUCGCACCGCCUUGGAUCGUUACUCCCAAUCACUACUGCCUUCCUCUCGGGUUUUGUCAACUUUGUUGUCUUGCUUCCUACAGUGAACAAAGUUAUGAAGCAACGUCAAGGCCAAGCCAAGCGUGAUGGGAAGGAAUGGUACGCCGAAGGUCCUCACUCUGAGGAGAUGCGAGCUCUCACCAAGAAGUUUGGCAUGCUUCAUGGGAUCUCCUCUCUUCUUAACCUCACAACUUUCUUGUCCGCGCUGGUCUACGGCUUUACUCUGGGAUCCCGCAUCCAGCCCCUGGCUGAAUGA
Clonostachys rhizophaga is the source of this 558-nucleotide messenger RNA. The record is from the annotation of a GenBank genome assembly. Lineage: Eukaryota; Fungi; Ascomycota; Sordariomycetes; Hypocreales; Bionectriaceae.